CGACUCCUGCUCUCCUCCUUCUCUCCUCCUCCUGCUCUUGAUCCUCCAGGAUAAAAGCAGCAGCAUCGUCAGCAGCAGCAUCAGCAGCAGGAGAUCAGCAGCGUCCUCCUCCUGCUUAACCUGGAGCUCCGCACCGUGAACUCUCCCGAGUCUGCAGCCGCAGACAGAGCACAGGAGCCCGGUCACACCAGAGGAGGUAGUCAUGCUGGGCAGCAGGAAGAAAGCGGCUCCUGCGAUGAAGAACGGAGGAGCCGGGACGUCCCAGUUAAAGGCCAUCGAUCCUCUGAGGAAUCUCGGAGUUCAGGAGGAUGAAGACGUGAAGAGGAUGUUGCAGGGCUCCAGUAUGGUCAAGGUUCGCUCACCUCGCUGGCAGAAGAGACGGACGCUGAAGCUGCUGGAGGACGGCGUCACCGUCUGGUGUCAGUCCCACAAGACGUCCAGUCGAGCCAAAGAGCAGCAGUCGUUCUCUAUCAUGGAGGUUGAGUGCGUCCGCGAGGGUUUCCACUCGGAGAUGAUGCAGCAGUUGAACGGUUCGGUUCCCGAGGGCCGGUGUCUGACGGUGGUCUUCAAAGGGCCUCGGAAAAGCCUGGAUCUGCUCUGCCAGAGCCAGGAGGAGGCGCAGCAGUGGGCCCGCGGCAUCCGGACGCUGCAAGGGAGAGUGGAGAACAUGACCCAGAAGGAGAAACUCGACCACUGGAUCCAUGCUUACCUGAGUCGGGCCGAUCAGAACCACGACGACAAGAUGAGCUACGACGAAGUCCAGACACUGCUGCAGAUGAUCAACAUUGAUCUGAGCGAUCAAUACGCCCGCAGCCUCUUCCAGAAAUGUGACCGGUCCGCAGACGGCCGACUGGACCACGGAGAGAUUGAGGUUUUCUGCCGGGAGCUGCUACGGCGACCAGAGAUAGAUGCCGUGUUUAUCCGCUACUCUGCAAAUGGCUGCGUGCUUUCCACCGUGGACCUGAGGGACUUCCUGAAGGACCAGGGGGAGGACGCUUCACUCAUCCACGCCCAAAGCCUCAUACUCUCAUACGAACUUAACGAGUGGGCCCAGAAGAACCAGUUCAUGACGCCCAAUGGCUUCACCAUGUACAUGCUGUCCAAGGAGAACUGGGUCUUUAACCCGGAACAUUCUCGUGUUUACCAGGAUAUGAAGCGUCCACUGUCGCACUACUUCAUCUCCUCGUCCCACAACACUUACCUCACGAAGGACCAGCUCACGGGGGAAAGCAGCACCGAGCCAUACAUCCGGGCUCUGAUUCACGGAUGUCGCUGUGUGGAGCUGGACUGCUGGGACGGAGAUAAAGGAGAACCCGUCAUCUACCAUGGACACACACUCACCUCCAAAGUACCGUUCAUCCAGGUCAUUAAGACGAUCAAUGAGUACGCUUUUAAAGCGUCUCCAUUCCCUCUGAUCCUGUCCCUGGAGAACCACUGCUCUAUAGAGCAGCAGGUGGUGAUGGCCCAACACUUGCGAUCCAUCCUGGGUGACAAGCUUCUCACCAAACCGCUGAGAGAUCGGGAUUCUCAGAGCCUGCCCUGUCCAGAGGAUCUCAAAGGAAAAAUCCUUGUGAAGGGGAAGAAGGAGCUCACAGUGGGGGACGGCUCAUCCAGCACUUCUGACUUCAGCUCCUCAGAUGAGGAAGCCAGCAAGAGCGAAGGCAAGGCCUGCGCAAAGAGACUGGACAAGAAGACUAGUGGGUCUAAGCUGAGUCCAGAAUUGUCAGACCUGGUCGUCUACACUCGUAGUGUUCAUUUUAAAAGCUUUGAACAAGCUGCCAAGAGCCCAGCUACUGAAAUGUCGUCCUUCUCUGAAAGUGAAGCUCUCAGGCACAUCAAGGACUCAGGGAUGUAUUUUGUGCGUCACAACAGUCACCAGCUCAGCAGGAUCUACCCCUCGGGACAGCGCCUCCAGUCAUCCAACUUCAACCCUCAGGAGAUGUGGAAUUCAGGGUGUCAGAUUGUUGCUUUGAACUUCCAGACUCCAGGUGAGCAGAUGGACCUGAACCAAGGAAGGUUCCUGCAGAAUGGUCAAUGCGGGUACAUCCUCAAACCCCCCUUCCUGUGCCAGCCUGAUACCACUUUCAACCCGGAGAAUGUUGGCGGAGGUCCCGGUCAUGGUCCCUUACUCCUCUCUGUUCGGGUUAUUUCAGCUCAGCAGCUGCCUAAACCAGAAUGGGACAAGCCCAGCUCCAUUGUGGACCCUCAGGUGUGGGUGGAGAUCCAUGGCGCUCCAAUAGACAACAACAAAAAGAAGACUAACCACGUUGACAACAACGGCUUUAAUCCACGAUGGGACUGUACCUUUAACUUCACCGUCCACGUCCCUGACUUGGCUCUGGUUCGCUUCUUGGUGGAAGACCAUGACUACACCUCCAGCAAUGACUUCUUGGGACAAUUCACCCUCCCAUUCACCAGUGUCCGCACAGGUUAUCGUCAUGUCCGACUGCUCAAGUUGGACGGUUCUAACCUCUCGCCUGCUUCACUCUUUGUCCACAUCGCCAUUGGGCCGUGUCAGAGCAGUCCCUGCAAGUCGACAGCAAAAUCCCCGGCCAGGUCUCGAGCCAAGCAGCUGUAGUCGCCUCCCUCUGCCCGGGCAACAAGAAGACACCAUGGAAACCAGGCAAUUUAAGACCCAAACCCAGACUCAGGCCCAGAGGACUUUCUGUAAAACUCAGAGGUUGUAAACUUGUCUCUUGAGUGCUGUAACACCAUCAAAAACCUCUCCAAACCUUUGGGGACAGGAGGAUGGCACAGCAGAGAUUCUGGCCAGUGUUCAGACGGAUAUGCAGCUGGUUUCCAGGCCUUGGUCUCCAGACCUUGGUGGUGAGUAAUCGAGACAUAAUCAUGGAGGGAAAAUCAAGUCUUCAUUAGACAAAAUCUGACAAUCACUUGAAUCUAGGGAUGUCCCCAUCCCCAAGUUAUCGGAUCAGAGCCAGCCGUUACUUUUGCAAUCACCCCGAUCGUUUACACUCCCCUGCGGGUUCUUCGUGUAGCUCAGCUGUGACUGUAGCAGAACUUUAUUUGGUUCAGACUCAAAGUUGUGGACUAUCGUUGAGCAGUUGCACGUUGCUCUAACCCGAGUUUAUAACCAUGUCACACAUCAGUGUUGGUGCAGAAUAUCAACUUUUUUAUGCCCUGGUAUCCACCCACCUUUUCAGCUAACAUCUAGAGAAGCAAUAUUUUCACCUUCUUAGUCACAGUUUAACGACGCGUUGUAAACAACCACGGUCAGUAUGUUUACAUGAAACGAAAACGAAUUAUUGCGCUAGUUUGGCAAAAACGGACAAUAAAGGUUCUUUUGGGGCUACUGCUGAAUCUUAGAACUCGGUGUAACCAAUGGCCGAUAAUUUGACCCACAUAUUUAGUCGUUAAAUUACAUGUAAUUUAGCAGACGCUUUUAUCCAAAGCGACUUACAAUGGAAUUGAGUACAAUCAGCCAGGGGUGGAGUCGAACUUGCGACCAUGAUGUCUUUCGCACACAGGGUACCGGUCUUAACCACUGAGCCACUUCACCCCCCAACUGAUAAAAUAAUAAGACACAAAAAUGUCACUAAACUUUGACCUGGAAAUAACAGAAGAAGAAAAAGAGCAAGAAGAACUUGGAUGAAAUCCAGACCGGUACAUUUUUCAGAGUGAAGAGAAAAGUCUGAAAAGGUUCCAGAAGUUCUUUGAUGUUGCUCAACGUGCUAACACCUAGCUAUCAGCUAAACUGCCCAGUAUUACCAGCCUGAAAGGAGACACAUCGCGUAGUGGAGGCAGACACGCAUACUCUUAUUUCGUCAAGUCCCCACUUAUGCUUGUUUACUGGGAGAAGGAAGUGGAGCUACGAGUGCCGGUUUAGCCCCGCCCUCUUUCUCUGCACCGAGUCUGUUCUUACGCUCUAAACUUCAGUCAGGAGUAUUAUUUAUUUUAAUCUCUGUUAUCUUUCAGAGUAAAUCAGUAUCAGGACUUGUGAGGGGCCAAAAACAAGCCGAUCAUUCCUCUUCAAAGCAGAAAGAAUUUCCUUUUCUUUUUUAUUUAUUUAUUUAUUUAUAUAUUUAUAUGGGUUUACUUUCAGAGCAAGACUGAAUAAUUUAAUGUCAACUCAAUAAUCCAGACUGCAGGUGUCCAUUUAUAAACGUCCACAACCAAAGUCUUGUGCUAGAGUUUGUCCCAUUUCUAACAGACAAGUCAAAAUUUUUUCAUUUAUCUUAUGUUUUCAUUUGAAUAUUCAAACCUGCUGUGUGAGCUGAAGGAAAUUUGUGAAGGUUAGAUAAUGUAAGACCUAAGUUUUCUAUAAAAAACGGAAGAAGUUUAAUCACAUUAGGGGAAUUGCAUUUUCUUGGCGACGAGUGAACGUCUGUCAACGACGCCAAUUUUUACUGCCUGAAAAUUCUGUGCCAAUGCUGACUCAAUUUUAAUAAAUGAAGGGUAUACGUAUAUAUAUACAGUAUAUAUACACACAUAUGCUAACGAUGCUCUGACAGAAGCUGCAGCCAAAUCAGUUUGGACUCAUUUGUCCGAGAAAGCUUGCGACUUCCCCUUAAGUCAGAGUUUACACUCGUGUACUUAAGAUCACGUCUAACAAGAACAUGAUUUUAACUUGAUUAAAACGUGAUUAAAACUAAUUUUACAAGCAAAACCUGUUUUAAAAGAUUGUACAUCAAAAAACAAAAACAAUAACUAGCUCUUACUAUCAUAUAAAUAAUCGUAUGCUAAUACUUUUAUAAUGUAGCCUUUUGUGUUUCAUGUUCAAGUAAACAUUUAUAAUAAUUAAUCACAUAGCAUUUUUUUAUAUACUAUAGACUUUUGCUUCGCUGUUAGCUCGCUAGUUGAGACGUUCCAUUUGUAGUCAGAACUUGGAAAUUUCCGAGGUCAUACGUGGGAACGCCCCCACCAAUGGACUUAGAUAUCCAAUUCAGAGCAACCCGACUUAGGUGCCGUCCCUCCCAAUUCCCGACCUCCAAGUUCCGAUAUAAAUGGAAUGCAGUAAAACACGAAUGUGAUUCGUAGCAGAAUUUUGUUUUUAAUUAGUUAUAAAUUUGCUUCACUGUUGUUUACUUUGUGUUUAGAUAAUGUGUCAAAACUGACUGAUUGUGUUUGUGCCAGUUUGUUACCGUCCCCUCGGCCCAAAAGACAGUGGUUCCCAAACACUGGGGUGGGACCCACAAAUGGGUCGCGGGAGAUUUUGAAGAUUUAUGUGUAUACGUUUGAAAAAAUGUGAUGAUUAAUUUACCAUGUAUAUACAUACAUUUCACUCAGUCAAGUUUCCACUAUAAAUGAUCAUGUUUAAUGGUUUUAUACAGAUUUUAUUUGAGAGAGUAAUUUUAUAAAUUUUUUCGGUUCACAAUUUGUUUAUUUUAAACAUUUGACAUGAAGGACUGUGAAUAUUUUUCAAUCGUAUGACUUGAAUCAGCACCGGGAGCUGGGAGAUCAAACACCAUGGGCGACGCGUGUGUGUGUCCCAUGUGAUCUGCACACAAGUGGACUGAUGUUAGAAUUGGUCACUAGUGACCUCUUGUGGUCAGGGUUUCAGUUGGACACCACGGGAAAUACACGAGAAACAAGGACAUGCUACCAAGAAGCCUCUGCCAAAAUUUAACGUGGUGUUUUUGCACUUACAUGUAAGAAGAAGUGUUUCAGACCAAAUAUGUUUUUUUUUGGAAAUGUAGCAACGAUAUCAGCAACUCUAACUACAAUUUUAAUAUAUUGGUGUUGUUUUAUUGACUUUUUUGUAACUGUUUGUGCCGCAUUAGCUGCACGCUAAAUUUAAUCUGACGUCACUUAUGUAUCCAGGUAAUAAACAUAUAUACACACACGUUACCAAGUAGAAAUGUACACAGUGACCUUUGUUAAGUUAUUAAACUAAACCAGAACAAACUGAAGAACCUCAUAAUGUCAUUGUUAUUAUGAUGACAUGUACUAUUUAAGAGUGAAAAACUAUAAUAAAAGUAGAAUUUCUGCCUUUUUAUUUUCUCUUUUCUGUUCAUUUGUAUUUGUAAUAUGCAAGUUUAAGGUUAUUUUUUUUUUUUACUCAUAUUCAGUUUUUAAAUUACUGAAUUCGCAUUUUGACGAAUAAACAAACGUAUCAUCGGCGUAGAGCUUUACAUUUUGUGAUUCUAUGUGUACAAAAUCUGCUUAGAAAAUAGAUACAAUAGAUGUAUCAACAUAUUUGAAACUUAAUAAAGAUGAAAAUGA
This is a messenger RNA of Solea solea (common sole), 6180 nucleotides long. Its product is annotated as 1-phosphatidylinositol 4,5-bisphosphate phosphodiesterase delta-3-A-like. The record is from RefSeq and is a predicted model, not a curated record. The coding region runs from base 203 to 2578 and encodes 791 amino acids. The transcript is spliced from 16 exons. Gene Ontology annotation, biological process: intracellular signal transduction; lipid metabolic process. Gene Ontology annotation, molecular function: phosphatidylinositol-4,5-bisphosphate phospholipase C activity; calcium ion binding. NCBI's taxonomy places the organism in Eukaryota, Metazoa, Chordata, Actinopteri, Pleuronectiformes, Soleidae.